Molecule: messenger RNA, 2943 nt
Organism: Linum trigynum
Lineage: Eukaryota; Viridiplantae; Streptophyta; Magnoliopsida; Malpighiales; Linaceae
Source: the annotation of a GenBank genome assembly
AUGGCGGAAACCAUCGACUCAGUCACAGAUUACAGAAAAACCCAGCGCGUGGUCCUUCUCGUCGACCUAAACCCACUUCUCCAUUUCCCAGACCCGCGCCCUUACAUCGACUCUCUCCUCUCCGCCAUCAGAAUCCUGGUCACUUUCCCUCCUCUAGCUUCCUCUCUCUUCUCCUUCAAGCUCUUCUUCUCUUCCCUGUCUCCCCUCCUCUCUUCCUCCAAGCUUCCGAUCCCGUCUCCGUCUUCGCUCUCAUUCGACCGCCCUGCUUCCACCUACGACUCGCUCUCCCAAACCCUCAAUUCGUCCGUUAUUUCCAAAAUUGACUGGAGUGGAUGCCGUUUCUCGAGGGCUUCCCAUCUCGCGGCCUCGAUCCGCCAGCUGAUUCAUGACUACGCCUGGGAUUCGGUCGUCUCGAGCUCGAUUGACGGUGCGCCAUUGAAUUGUGGGUUCUCUCCAGUUAGGUCGAAUUUGGUUGUUCUGUUUUCCCCCCUUAUUAAGUCUCUGAAUGGAUUGUCGGAGUUUUUGGGUGUGGAUACGGAUGAUGAGUGCUUGAGAGAUGUGAAGGAGUUCACUUGCAGGUAUCGUGGAUUAUUUGGGGGUGUGAAUGAUGCGUUUGUGAGUAGAGAUAUUCAUUUCAGCUGGGUUGAUGUGAAGUGUCCGCUCGGUAGUUGGGAAGGUAAUGAUGGUUGUGAUGAAUCUCCGGUUAGAUCUGGCGUUUUUGAGAGUGGGAUUAGGGAUUUAGGAUGGGGCUUUUGUUCCAGUGAUAAUGUUGUGCUGGGGUCUGCAGUGGUUCCAUUUGGGUUGAUUUAUCCAAAGAUCGGGAUUUCGCCAAAGGCCAUUGAUUUCUGUUGCUCGAAGAUGAUUCUUGCAGGGUUGAGUCUUGAGAUACUAGACGUGAAUGGAAAGCCUUUGGAGUGCAAGUGCUGUGACCUUGAACUGUCUGGUUCAAACAGUUUUCCUAAAUUAGAUAGCUCUGAACAGGAAAAGUCAGUUUGGGAAGUAUUUGGUGAUGGAAACUCAAAACUCCAUGUGAAGGCAGUCAAAAUGGAUGCUGUAGAUGUCAAAUCUGGAGGGUACCUGCCUGUUCCAGUUGUAGUACAUGAAGUUUCUGGGCGUAUAGAGAAAGAACAACAUGGAAAUAAGAGUGAGUUGUUUGAAGAUAAGGUUCUUCAAAUGUUGGAACCAGAAAUGUUGGAAUCACUAACAAAGAGGUCUGGACCCAUUUGGCAAAUUCUCUUGAGUUUCCUUUAUAGGGAGGGCUAUUGGGGUUUGGUGUCUCUUUCAAAUGGCAAUGGCUGCUCACUUGCUGGAAUUCUGAAGCCUUUCACAGUCUCUUCAGCUCUCCUGUGGAUCAAAUCUGACAAGUUCAAGGUUCAUGGACUUAAUAGUGGACCUCCUGUUCAAGUUGAUGCAGAUAUGGACCAAGGCACCGUGAACUCCAUAAUGGAUUCUGGCAGAUCACAUAUUGGCUCUAGUUCUGGACCUAUGCCUUGUGGAAAACCGUUUCUAAUUGGAGGUUCUGAUGACAGGAAGAAAAAGAAGUCGAAAAAGAGUUUAAAUAAGCUUCAGGACCUUACUUGGUCCGACUUCUGUAAGGCAGCACUGGAACACUUGCAGAUAGAUCUGGAAGAUGUUUACUUUGUCAAGGCAAGCAACAAGUCAAAGAAGUUGAAAUUUCUCAAAUGCUGGAUGAAAGAAGUUAAGAAGUCUAGUAGUGUCACCAUUACAGAUAAUGAUAAGCUACACUAUGACGAUCCCCCAAAAUCAGAAGACAGAUUGAAUGAGUUACCUGAGGAUGUUGCACAACGGCCGAUUGCAUCUUCUGCUUCAGUCGGAGAGGAUUCUUUGACUGGGGCUUCUCGAGUGCAAGAUGAGGUUGGUAAUGAAUUUCAGUCACAAACUUUGGAAAGUUUCCUAGAUGAUCUCCCUCAUAAAAUUCAACAGGGACUUGCAUCUGAUGAUGUGGACCUGGGUUCUUUGGCCGAGCGACUAGUUAACUCUUCUGUAUUUUGGUUGUAUAAAAAAUUUGAAACUGAAACCAAUGAGGAGGUUCAAAGUAAAGAACCGAGAUCAACUGAGGAUGCUAUGAGUAGCGUGGUUUCAAGGCAGUUAAUGACACUUUUAGUGAAGGAGCCUAAAGACUUGGCUGCCAAGGCAUCUAAUCCAAGUUCAACUGAGGUUGACUCAGAUAGAUUAGUUAGAGAAUACGAGCUGCAGAUUUUAUUUCGCAUGGAGAUGCUGCGAUCAGACAUCGGAGCUAGUAUCAAGGAGUCCUCGAAACAAAAGUUUGUGAAGCAAAUUUGCUCCUGUUUAGAGAGCAUUCAAUGCCUUCUUGAAGGAGGGUUUUUUGGUGAUUGGAGUCUUGAUAAAUACAUAGGGAGGAUCAUAAAAAGUAGGUAUUGUGACAGUCUGGGUGAAGUUGUCCACAGGAUCUAUGAAAAAUUAGAUCUUUUGCUGUUCGAAGACGAGGAAGAACCCUCUAACCCUUUGCUCAACAGCGAGGAUAGCAAUCACUCUCUGAAAGAAAGACUGGAGACAGAAGAUGAGAGGAACAACAGAAUGACAAGAAUGAACGAUCCAAUCCCUGCAGAACACAAUGAGAUGAAACAGGAUGAUGAUCAUGCCAGAAAACUGCUGGAAGCUCGGGAGAGAAGACAGAGAGCAAAGAGAUUUUCUUCUUUCACCAGUUGGGUUCCAGACCUUCACAAAGUUUGGGCUCCCAAGCAGCAGCCGAAAUCCAUGAAACCCAAGUAUGAUCGAAGGCACUCGAAGAGAGAUGCACGUAGAAGAGGGAGCUUUGAUGUAGUUAUGGAGACUCCCAUGACUGGGAAAGAUAGAUCAUUAAAGGAAGGAGAAUGCAGCAGCAGCAGCAAUGAAAAGAUGAAGAAGCAAGGUGGCGGUAAUGUUUGUGGUUCAGUGUCUAAGGCUCUGUUUCGAGAUUAA